Molecule: messenger RNA, 1126 nt
Organism: Lotus japonicus
Lineage: Eukaryota; Viridiplantae; Streptophyta; Magnoliopsida; Fabales; Fabaceae
Product: ervatamin-B-like
Exons: 4
Coding region: 1-1068 (355 amino acids)
Cellular component (GO): lysosome
Molecular function (GO): cysteine-type endopeptidase activity
Source: RefSeq, a predicted model, not a curated record
AUGAUGAUUUCCCACACCUCAAAACUAUUUUUCCUCUUCUUCAUCUGCACUACAUUCUUAUGUCUCUGUUCAAGUUUUAGUGUCCCAACCCAGUACUCUUCCAUAUUGGGCCCUAACCUUGACAAGCUUCCUUCUCAAGAUGAAGCCAUCCAACUAUUCCACCAAUGGAAAAAAGAUCAUGGCCGAGUCUAUCAGGACCUAGGAGAGAUGGCAAAGAAAUUUGAGAAUUUCCUCUCCAAUUUGAAGUAUAUCACAGAUUCUAAUGCAAAGAGAAAGUCAUCUUAUGACUUCCUUCUUGGUGUCAACACGUUUGCUGAUUGGAGUGCAAAUGAGUUCCAAGAAACAUUUUUGCAUGACAUUGACAUGCCCAAAGACAAUGGUACAAGGAAGCUGAAUGACUUAGCUUGCCGUGCCCCUUCAUUCUUAGAUUGGAGGUCAAAAGGAGCUGUCACUCAUGUUAAGGAUCAAAAGAACUGUGGAAGUUGCUGGGCAUUCUCAGCCACAGGAGCCAUUGAAGGGAUAAAUGCAAUAGUGACAGGGAAGCUUACCACCCUUUCUGAGCAAGAGCUUGUGGAUUGUGAGACUGUAAGCCAAGGUUGCAACAGUGGGUGGGUGGACAAAGCAUUUAAUUGGGUUGCAAGAAACCGUGGAAUUGCUUCGGAAAAAGAUUAUGCUUAUACUGCAAAUCAGGGUGUCUGUAGAGCCUCAAAGGUUCCAAAGCGUGAAACCAUUGAUAGUUACUAUCAGACAGCUCAAUCAGACAAUGGACUACUUUGUGCAGCUGCUAAGCAACCUGUUAGUGUGUGUCUUUAUGCACCUCAAGACUUUCACCUUUACACAUAUGGAAUCUAUGAUGGUCCAAACUGUCCGGUGGAUUCUGACAGUACAAAUCAUUGUGUGUUAGUGGUGGGUUAUGAUUCCAGAGAUGGACAAGAUUAUUGGAUUGUGAAGAACUCAUGGAGCAAGACAUGGGGAAUGGAUGGUUACAUGUGGAUCAAAAGGAACACUGGUAAAAAAUAUGGAGUGUGUGCAAUCAAUGCCUGGGCUCAUGCCCCAAUCAAGUACUAGUUCAAUUCUAGAUUCUUAAACUACAGAUCAUAUGUCCAGAAUCCCUUGUAAUGCUGUU